UAUCAUUUUCAUAUUUUUUCCAGAUUUACUUUGGUAUAACAAUAUAAAAAAAUAUCUUUUUUGAGUAUGAUUCAAAAGAAAUUAUAAAUAUGAGUUUUCUCACUGUGGAUGGACCGAAACCUUCCACCAGUUCGGAAAAAUGUGAUUAUAUAGAAAAUGAGGAUCUCGAGGUGGAUAACUCACAGAGUGUACUACUUAAGAUUGCAAAUUUGUAUGCUGAGCAGUUAAUGAGUGAUUUAGUACUUGAAGUGGGAGGCGUUGAUUAUUCAGCUCAUAGGCUGAUAUUGUGUGCUAGUAGUGAAGUCUUUCAGGUAAUGUUAAUGAACAGGGAAUGGAAUGAGUGGCGUGAAAGCAAGAUAGUAUUGCAGGAGACACCCACAGCUUCGUCAGUCUUUCCACACUUUCUCAAGUAUUUCUAUACAGGACAAAUAAAAAUUUCUUACAACACAGUCUUACCUGUUCUGUCUUUGGCUGACAAAUAUAAUGUCAAGGACUUAGUGUCACUAUGUCUGGAGUACAUGUCCCAACACAUAGCAUUGGCUGCCAAAAAAGGACAAGUGAUCAAUUGGAUGCAGUACACAAUGGCCUGCGGUCAUACCAAUGUUGCUAAGGCGUGUCUAGAUUUUGUGAAAUGGAACAUGGAAUGGGUAUGGUCUCAUGCAGAUCUUUCAGAGCUGGAGGAUGAAACCUUGCUGCUUCUCCUACAGCAGAGCGAUCUUGUUUUGUAUAAUGAAUGCAGUUUGUAUCGGUUCACAGUGGACUGGUUGCACCGGCAGAAACAACGGUUUAGUCAGUCUGAGGAAAAUGCCUGUGAAUGGAAACAGCACUGGGAGACUCUAGUUACCACCGUCUUUUCACACAUUAGGUUCCCUAUGAUGUGUCCGUCCCAGCUGGCCAAGCUGCUGCUGUGCAGUUUGACGCAGGAGUACAAAGAGUUCUUCAUGGAGCAAAUGGCCAUCGCGAUGAGCUACCAGUCAGGUCAAAACGAGCGAGUCGCCGAGAUCCAAGAGAGCGAUCACGGCCGUAUGCUGUUCACUCCGAGGCUUUACACGGAAGACAUUUGGGGUUCGAUUCUCGGCGUGGACAACUUUCAUUCGCUGCCCUGUUAUCAUACGCGCACGUUCAUUUUCUCGACACGGCCCAGCGUGGUGGACGUAGCGCCCGAGCGCCUGAGCGAGUGGACGGUGGAUCUGUACCCGAAGGGGGUCUGGUUCAAGAAGAGUAUGCUCAUCGCCUGGUCCGGGACUUACGACGUCCCCGAAGUGGUCCUCCGCACGGUGCGCAUCUCCAUCACGUGCCAGAGCUGCCCCGACCCUGCGACCGGAGACUUCGAUUGCGAAGACGACGUCAGGGUCAAGGUGGGCGUGCUCGUGUGGGGCGUACAAAACGGCGUAGAACACGUCGCGUCCGUGGUCGAGAGGAUUCAUCGCUUCUCAUCACAAAACAGGGUGCUGAACGUAGAUGGCGCUUUGGAUUUCGACGAACUGAACACGCCGCUCUACACGCCGGCCGCGGCCGCCUCACCGCUCCACAAGCCCUCGGGGCGGUGUUUGAAAUGCACGGAAAAUUGUGACGCACCGGAGCCCAAACAUUUAUUGGGCCCGAAUAGAGAUCAACUGCGGAUCCAAGUGGUGAUCGUGCCUCUGACCGAUUUCUGCCACGUCACUGCGCCGGAUGGAUGACCGCGAGCUCCGUCUCGCUCGCACAUAUAUCGAGCGAAAGAGAUAGCUAUAUCCGCGUCAAAGAAUUUUAAAGCCACGGCGUUUACCACAUAGAAGAUUCAGCUAUUAUGUUUUUGUGUCUGAGCCUCGGAGCUACGUGUGUAUACUUUUGAAAUUGUGUUAUGUAAUUAUACUAUUUACUUACUGGGAGUGAAAACCUUUAAAAAAAUAUUCGUGUUCAAAACAUUUACGGUUGCAACUUAUUAAUGAAAUAAGAUUUUAUGUGUGCAUAAUGUAGAACGAUAUUCUUUAAAUUUGGAAGUUGACUUGGAUUCAGCGACAGUGAUUGAACCCCUGAAUCCUGAAGAAAAAAUUUGUGCCAAAGGCAAAGACAAUUUCGGACUUAUUCUGAAUACAUAAUGGACAAAUGACGCGCGGUUUAGGAAUUUUAUGUGCAAUAACUAAUUCUACUAUACGAUUGUAAUGUUAAUAUUAAUAAAUACAUUUUAAAAAUGA
Pieris rapae (cabbage white) is the source of this 2177-nucleotide messenger RNA. RefSeq names its product BTB/POZ domain-containing protein 17 (gene Tango10). Lineage: Eukaryota; Metazoa; Arthropoda; Insecta; Lepidoptera; Pieridae. The record is from RefSeq and is a predicted model, not a curated record. Bases 90 to 1682 code for a protein of 530 amino acids. Gene Ontology annotation, molecular function: protein binding. The transcript has 15 exons.